AUGGCUUUAGCUAGUGUACUUGGUUUUAAAUCAAAUGAUGUAUUUAAUCGAUCGCUUCAAUGUGAAAAAACAGAUACGAAUAUUGAUGAAUUUUGUCCGAAAUUAAAUAUAGAAAAUAUUGCACAAUUUAUAACGUUGCCACCUUAUGCUGAUCCUGCAAAAUAUUUAAAAAUGGUUAAUGAAAGUGUUGAUAGAGUUAAAAUACAAUUUCUUAAAGGUACAACAACAUUAGCAUUUAAAUUUCGUAACGGUGUUAUAGUUGCUGUGGACAGUCGUGCAACAGCUGGCGGUUUUAUUGCUUCGGGAGAAGUAAAAAAAGUUAUUGAAAUUAAUCCAUAUUUAUUGGGUACAAUGGCUGGUGGUGCUGCUGAUUGUGCUUUUUGGGAACGAGUACUUGCUCGACAUUGUCGUAUUUAUGAAUUACGAAAUAAAGAAAAGAUUUCAGUAGCAGCUGCAUCAAAAAUUUUAGUAAAUAUGAUCUUUGAAUAUCGUAAUAUGGGUUUAUCAAUGGGUACAAUGAUUGUUGGUUGGGAUAAACGAGGUCCUGGAUUAUAUAUGGUAUCAGAUGAUGGUGAACGCAUCACUGAUAAUAUGUUCUCAGUUGGUAGUGGUUCAAUCUAUGCAUAUAGUAUUCUUGAUGCUGGUUAUAAGUAUGAUAUGAGUACUAAUGAUGCAAUUGAUCUUGCUCGUCGAGCUAUUGUCCAUGCUGCUCAUCGUGAUAGUGCUUCAGGAAACAUUGUUCGAAUUUAUCAUAUGAAAGAAACUGGUUGGGAAAAAAUUGAAGAAAAAGAUACUAAUGAUUAUAUGUAUCAAUAUCGUGAAGAAAAAACAAUGAACUUUUAA
Adineta steineri is the source of this 843-nucleotide messenger RNA. The record is from the annotation of a GenBank genome assembly. NCBI's taxonomy places the organism in Eukaryota, Metazoa, Rotifera, Eurotatoria, Adinetida, Adinetidae.